AUGGUCUACGAAGUGCUGGAAUCCGUUGAACCAGAAGAGACUCCGAGGACUCUCUGCCAACGCUUCAGAUACUUCUCAUUAGAAAGAUGGGCAUCUAGAAAGGAAACCGCUGGAAAAGUGGCUACUCUAGCCAGCGCCUUGUUGAUUUUCCUCGCAGUCAUUAUGAUAUAUGUUAUAUUUCAUGCAAAAGAGCCGUGCCAUAGAAGAGUAGUGGCUGUGUUCAACAACUCCGACGUCUCAUGGCGUAUUUUGUCGCUGACAACUCACGUUGUGUUCUCCAAGCUCAUCGUGGACAAGCAUGGACUCGUCCAUUUCGAAACUGAAGAAUCGAAACGUCACUUUUUCGAGCUGAAGGACAGAAUGGCAUCAUUGAAGCCAAAGCAAAAGUUUUUAAUUUCCGUAUCGGACUCAGGAUUUAACUUAGAAAACAUGAAGCCGUAUCACAUUAUCGGCAACUUUGCCAGCUCAACCGCGGAUUUUGUUGAAAAGAAUCAAUUAGACGGUGUCCUCCUAAACUUCAAACUUCCAACUGAUCCAGAAAUAUACGAAGUUCAUUUAUCGAUUCUAGAAGAGCUCUACUACACAUUUUCGAGAGAGCGUAAAGGAGAUUAUCAAGUUGGAAUCACUUCAUCCAUCACUGACAUUGAAAAAUCUCCAUAUGAAAUUGGGCAAUUGAUUGGCCACCUCGGAUUCAUUAACCUUCAAGUUCCAACGAAAGAAGUGGCUUCCAACUUCACUGAGACCUUUUCGGAAGUGCAAAGAGAGAAAAUGAACAUUCGAUAUCUCGAAGAGGAUCCAUCGCAGAUAUUGGAUCUGGGAGUUGGUGGAGUGUGGGUUCCAGUAGACAGAAAAAGAGAUCUUGUUACAAUGGAUAAUGAUUAUGUAUGUUAUAAAAACCGUGAAAAAAGUCGUAUUUAUACUGUUGAAUAG
Messenger RNA from Caenorhabditis remanei, 930 nucleotides. RefSeq lists its product as uncharacterized. NCBI's taxonomy places the organism in Eukaryota, Metazoa, Nematoda, Chromadorea, Rhabditida, Rhabditidae. The transcript is spliced from 4 exons. Bases 1 to 930 code for a protein of 309 amino acids. The record is from RefSeq and is a predicted model, not a curated record. Gene Ontology annotation, biological process: carbohydrate metabolic process.